Paramecium pentaurelia is the source of this 1064-nucleotide messenger RNA. Lineage: Eukaryota; Ciliophora; Oligohymenophorea; Peniculida; Parameciidae. The record is from the annotation of a GenBank genome assembly.
AUGAAAUUCUCCAUAGCUAUGAUUGUUGUAAUGAUUAUGACUAUCGGAGCUUGUACUUAAAAAUCAAUUUUAUUUACUCGACAUGGAGCUAUAUCUCCAAAAAUUUAUACUGAAAUUGAUAGAGAUUAUUAUUGGAAUAUUAAUCCAGAAGAUUUGACUGAAAUAGGAUUAAAAUAUCACUACUCAUUAGGAUAGAGUAAAAUUGGAGCUCAAAUUAUGGAUUUAAAUGGAAAUUGUAUCUAUGAGAACUUAGAAAUUUAAGCCUCUACAGAUUAAAGGGUUAUAUUAUCUACAAUUGGAUUUUUAAAAGGGUUAUGCCCUUUAAAUUAUGUUGAUAUUAUAAAGAAAUUCUUUAGAGAAUAUUAUGCUUAAUAUUCUACAAAUGCAGAAGCUUGGAAUCUAAUAAUGUCUUAAGAUUUCAAUAAUCCUUUAGAUUUGGUUUCUUGUUUCAUGGACAUUAAUAAACUGUGUGUCCAGCAUUGAAAAGUUUAAAAAAACAAAUUUAAACCUGUGAUUACUACAAAUAAAAAGAAAAAUCAUUCAAAAGUAGAUAAGAAUUUGAUGAAGUGUUUUUUAUUAUACAAAAAGCUUACCCAAACAAAAUUCUUAAUAAACUUUCAAUAACUCUAAGUGAAAUUUAAGAUAUCUAUGAUGAUUAUUCUUGUAAUAGAGUAUAAGGAUUUGUAUUUCCUAAUCCAUCUAAAUCUGCUGUCGAAUUUAUGGAAGAAGUUGUUAUAUUUAUUAGAUAUUAUGAAGAUAAUAGUGAAUUAUUGGAAAAUUAGGCAUAGCUCACUGAACCUUUUAAAUGGUUGAUUUCUUAGUUAUAUUCUUCAACUCCAUUUAGUUGGUAUUCAGGCCAUGAAUCAAAUUAAUUUGCCAUAUUAUCUGUAAUAUCUGAUAUUUAACCAAUCAUUCCUUUUGCAUCUUAAUUAGAUUUUAUUGUUAAAAAUGACUUAGUGAUGGUUUACUUCAAUAAAAUUCAUAUUUAAAGUAAAUUUUGUGAAGAUGGUUACUAUUGCACAAGACAGUAAAUAGUUAAUUAUAUGAUGUAAUACAUUCCCUGA